GGGCGGUUGGUCGCCCGGGAGCGGGGGCAGCAUGUUCGGAUGCGCUCUACUUAAGGUCCUGCUGCGUGAGCCAUUGACGUGUUUGGAGCUGGAGACGGCCUGGGUGCUGGCGAAGCGGAGGCCCGAGGUCUCUCGGUCACCCAGUCUGGAGUGCACUGGUGCAAUCACAGCUCACUGUAGCCCUGACUUCGCAUGCUAUAGUGAUCCUUCCAUCUUAGCCUUCCAAGUACCUGGGACCACAGGCACAUGGCACGACACCCGACUAAUUUUUGUAUUUUUUGUGGAGAUGGGGUUUUGCUAUGUUGCCCAGGUUGAUCUCGAACUCCUGAGCUUAAGCAGCCCUCCCACCCCAACCUCCCAAAGUGCUGGGAUUACAGGCACGAGACACCCCACCUGGACCAUAGAUACAUUUCAAUCCAAUAUAUGGCCUUUGUGUUGAGGCAUGACAAUACAAAGGAGAAACACGUUCAAGUUUUUAUUCACAAAAUACAGGGAAUACAUGAAAUUCCUCACUAAAUGAUCAUUGUGCCAAAAUCAAAAUUUCAGUGAGAAGACUAUUAGGAUACCCUUGGAAAUGCUGAAGCUGAGAGAUCCUGACAUAAAUCCCUGCAUGUUGGAAUCUGAUGCCUCCAUCAGAUGUCUGGAUGCAAAUAACUAUGACAAGGAAAGGUGUUCUACUUACUUCUUGAAGUACAAAAACUGCCGGAAAUUCUGGCAUUCUAUCAUGAUCCAGAGAAGACAGAACGGAGUGAAGCCAUUUAUGCCUACGGCAGCAGAAAGAGAUGAAAUCUUGGGAGAAAUGGGAAAGAUGCCUUAUUGAAUGUUUAUAUUAAAAUUGCUUAUAGAACUUAGAAGCAGAUGAAUACUUUUAAUAAAUGGUUGCUAUAAUAUUUAA
This is a messenger RNA of Callithrix jacchus (white-tufted-ear marmoset), 895 nucleotides long. The record is from RefSeq and is a predicted model, not a curated record. NCBI's taxonomy places the organism in Eukaryota, Metazoa, Chordata, Mammalia, Primates, Cebidae.